AUGGUCUUCUUCGUGGUCUUCUUCGUGGUCUUCGUGGUCUUCGCCAUGGUCUUCGCCAUGGCUUAUGUUCGAGUAGUUGAACACUGGAAUUGUAGGAAUCAUGUGCAGCUACUUGGACCAUCAGAAAUCGAGCGUCGACCUGUAUCAAGUGAGGCCGUCGAAGUACCGACCAGCAGAGACAACGGUGACUAUGACUCGGCCUGUAGCAGAGACAACGGUGACUAUGACUCGGCCUGUAGCAGAGACAACGGUGACGAUGACUCGGCCUGUAGCAGAGACAACGGUGACUAUGACUCGGCCUGUAGCAGAGACAACGGUGACGAUGACUCGGCCUGUAGCAGAGACAAUGGCGACUAUAACUCGGCCUGUGGCAGAGACAACGGUGACGAUGACUCGGCCUGUGGCAGAGACAACGGUAACGAUGACUCGGCCUGUAGCAGAGACAACGGUGACGAUGACUCGGCCUGUAGCAGAGACAACGGUGACGAUGACUCGGCCUGUGGCAGAGACAACGGUGACGAUGACUCGGCCUGUGGCAGAGACAACGGUGACGAUGACUCGGCCUGUGGCAGAGACAACGGUGACGAUGACUCGGCCUGUGGCAGAGACAACGGUGACGAUGACUCGGCCUGUAGCAGAGACAACGGUGACGAUGACUCGGCCUGUAGCAGAGACAAUGGCGACUAUAACUCGGCCUAUGGCAGAGACAACGGUGACGAUGACUCGGCCUGUAGCAGAGACAAUGGCGACUAUAACUCGGCCAGUGGCAGAGACAACGGUGACGAUGACUCGGCCUGUGGCAGAGACAACGGUGACGAUGACUCGGCCUGUGGCAGAGACACCUAUGAUGACGAGUCCAUUCAGCAGGUGGAUAUGUUUCUGUCUCCAAGAGGAACUGCAAACAUUGUGGGGAAGGAAUCGAUGUCCUCUCAGAGAAUGGUGUGUCAAUAUUGUGUUGGAAUCAGUGUCUUGUGUUAG
Messenger RNA from Procambarus clarkii (red swamp crayfish), 978 nucleotides. RefSeq lists its product as uncharacterized. The record is from RefSeq and is a predicted model, not a curated record. Lineage: Eukaryota; Metazoa; Arthropoda; Malacostraca; Decapoda; Cambaridae.